CUCUCCCUCAUGCCCCCGCCCGCUGCUCCCGUCCUCCUCUUCCCUCCUCCUCCACAUCCACCCUGAGCAUCAUCCUCAUCCUCUUCCUCACUGCUGAGGCGAGCGGACCGCGCUGAACCUCCGAGCCCAGAAGAGAGACGCGGGGACUCAUUCAUGGAGAUAAAAUAGAGUUCAUAGUGUUUUUCCUGUUUUAUUAUUUUUAUUUAUUUGCUUUUGUUUCUCUGAGCGCGACCCGGCGGUGAGCGGACUCACAUCAACAUGGCUGAGGAGAUGACCAGUCUGCGGGCGGGAUACGAGGUGUCCCCGGUGUUGGCGGGAUUCCUCGGCGCUGGCGUCUUGGUGGUCACGGUGGUCGUGGCCAUCUUCCUGUGGACAUGUUGCCAGCGUCACUAUCGCAGAAUGUCUGGCUCGUUUAAACUGAACAGUGGCCCCUACGACCCUCCUGUGGACCCCCCCUACAAGUUCAUCCACAUGCUGAAGGGCAUCAGCAUCUACCCAGAGACGCUCAGCAACAGCAAGAAGAUCAUAAAGGCAGGCCGGUGGCGAUCGGGCCUGGGGCCGUUGUCAAGGCAGCGUGGUCACUGUGGCACGCUGCUGGUGGAUGCAGACCCUGAAUGCGCGGCUCAGCUGCAGAUGAACCAUCUGGUUCCUCCUACUGGUCCACCGCGCCUAGAGAGGGCACUGCCCAUCCGCGCUGAUUAUUGCUGUAUGGAAAGCAGCUCGGCCAGCAGCAGCUGUGAAUCAGCCAGCAAGACUCCAACCCCAUUCAGCCUCAGCUCGCUCUCUCUGGGCACCCUCAGCCUCGCCAUUGAUUAUAACUUCCCCAAGAAGGCCCUGGUGGUCACCAUUUUGGGCGCAAGUGGUCUCCCGGCUGUAGACGAACAAACAGGAAGCUCCGACCCGUACGUGAAAAUGACGAUUCUACCAGAGAAGAAGCACAGAGUGAAGACCCGAGUGAUGAGGAAGACUCUGGAGCCGGCCUUCGACGAGACCUUCACUUUCUAUGGCGUCCCAUACAGCUCUCUGCCUGAGCUGACACUCCACUUCCUGGUGCUGAGCUUUGACCGGUUUGCACGAGAUGACGUGAUCGGGGAGGCAGCCGUGUCGUUAGAAGGCGUGGAUCCGAGCACAGGAAAAGUGCACAUCACUCAGAACAUCACCAAGAGGAACAUACAGUGUGGUAGUCGUGGGGAGUUGUUGGUGUCUCUGUCGUACCAGCCUGCCACUCACAGACUGAACGUUGUGGUGCUGAAAGCCAAACACCUGCCCACCAUGGACAUCACAAGCCUGCCAGGCAAUCCAUACGUUAAAGUGAACGUGUUUUACGGGCGCCGACGCAUCGCUAAGAAGAAGACUCACGUGAAGAAGUGCACGCUGAACCCCGUCUUUAACGAGUCCUUCAUCUAUGACGUCCCCGCCGAGCUCAUGCCUGACAUCUCCAUAGAGUUCCUGCUCAUCGACUUUGACCGCACCACCAAGAAUGAGGUGGUAGGCCGGCUGGUCCUGGGCGGUCAGAGCCCCACUCCGUCAGGCGUCACACACUGGAGGGAAGUGUGUGAUAACCCGCGGCGGCAGAUUGCCAAAUGGCACAACCUGGCGGAGUACUAAUGGAGAAAAUGGAGUGUGUCCUACAUCACAUUAUUGUAACCUCCUAGAGCAGUGAUCCAGGACUCUUCAGGACGCUCUGGCUCUGCAUAUUUUAGUGUUUUCUCUCUGCUAACACAACUGAGCCAGCUCAGGAGAACCUGAAGAAGGAUUUCACUUAUGUACAGUGUAUUAAUUAGCUGUUUAGACUUUUAUUGGUGUGUAAAGCAGCGAAAAGGCUAAUGUAGCUUACAAAAAGUGGAAGCCUAAUCCCCACCAAUGGGAAAACUAUGGAGUUUCUUAAACUGGAUGCUAGAUUGUUGUCAAUAAACGUAUAUAUAAAGCAUGGUAGAUGCUAAAGCAGUCUUUAGCUGGGCUAAUGCAGUAAUGUACCUUAGCCUGUAUUUACAGACAACAAUAAUUUCAGAACAGUUUCAGACAAAAGAACACACGAAUAAAAAGUGAGUCUAUUAGAGAUUAUUAAUAAACAACUCCACAUGGUUUGAGGAAAAAUGUGAGAUGAUUUAGUCACGAAAUUAGCACCAUGCUAACCAUUCUUAUCAUUAGCAUCAUAUUUGCAGUGUAAAUGUACAGAAGCCAAAUUUACAAGCCCAUUUUUGACCUAUGUACAUACAUUUAUUUUGUAUAUCUGAUAUAUUUUUUGUCUUUAAAACUCUGAUCAAUUGGAUUAGGUGUGUUAGUAAAGAGAAAACAUCAAACAUGUGCAGCACAGAGACAAGAAAACCCAGAUAACAAACCCUCUCUUCCCCUCGCGACCCAACAUUGGCAGGUGUGUGUGUGUGUACAUGUGUAAACAUACUGCACUGGACCAUCUGCACUCCCUGCUAAGGAGCAGUCUGAUCAAACCAGUUGGAAAGGACUUUGGAGAUUCAUUUGCAAAAAAACUAAAAAAAAACAACAACAAAAAAACAAACUGUUUUUCUCGACUUAUUUAUCUGAAUAUAUCCAUAUCAAUAAGAGACUGUCUGCGGUUCUGGUUCUAUCCUAUGGCUUCGGCUUUGGCCAAUAAGAAACUAAAGAAGAAGGAGCUGAUGUUCAAAUCUGAAUCUGAAGAAGCUGCACCUGUCCUUCAGUGCUGUCUACCUGCAUACAGGUGCAUCUUCAAACCUGUUCUGUUGAGCUGCAUGCCAGAACAAACAAAGACGUGGUUCAUUUCUGUGGUUUGAGUAACAAAAAAAAGAGAGAGAAUACUGCUUAAAAAAACUAAACUCACUGUAGUGAAUAGGGCUGGGUAUCGAAAUUCAAUACUUUUAUAGCAGUGACUGAAUUACUGAAAUUAUGAUGCGUGUCAUUCAGUAUUCAGUACUAUCAGUCUUAGCAGCAUCUCUGAGCCGGUGAGCAAAAAUCCAGACCGUUGAUCGACGGUCUGAAUUACAUUACAUUACACUUGCAGGUAAUUAACGCCAACACUUCUUGAUGAGUCUGCAGGUCAGUAAACACACUCACUUCCAGUAUCUCACACUCAGUUUUGCUUUAAGCCAUGCCCGUUUUGGGUCUGUAGAGGAAAACAAGCGUGUGGUUCAGGUAUCAGUAUCAAUGUCAACGUGUCUGUAUUGGUAUCUAAAUGUUGAUGCCCAGCCCUGGAGAUGGAAACACCCAUUCCCUUCAUUUCACAAAUGUUGUCAUGCUACAUUUGAUAAUGCUAACGCUAAUGCUAAUGGGAGCUGAUUGUGUUGAGUGGGUAACAGGGAUAGUGAUAUAUUUGCAAGACCAAUGAAUAUGUGAUUUUGAUUUUGAUCAGACGUUUGUUACUCUAGACAAAAAAAGACGAUAACAUCGACAAAGGAAUCUUUUUUUUUUAAUUGCAGACAUAUUAAUAUGUAUUAAUACCCAAAACAUGUAUUUUUAAUACAUUUCUUUUGUUGCAAACAUUGAUAUCACAUCCAAAAAAAAUUACUUAUUCCUUUUUUUGCUUUCUUUAUAUUUGAUUCGGAGCAAAACCUCACUUAAAUGUAAAAAAAAAUCAAGCAUAGAAAACUGUUAAUUAUCCAAGUGUGCUCAUCAGUGCCUCGCCAACAUCGUGUUGCCACGGCAACUUUAUCAUCUAGCACAUUAAAAGCAGUAGUCUGCCAAAGACUAAAUAUACAAGCAUUGGCUGUAGGUGCUGUUUCUCAGGCAGGGUGGAAGAUUUUAUAAUUUUUCUUUUUUUCAAUACCCUGAAAGCAGCCUCACAGGUAGAGUUUCGGUUUAGAUGACUCGUUCCUGAAGGAAAAAACUCCUCCUUUAUCAGCCGUGCUCAGCCUUUCCUGGCUCGCUUCAGUAAUUCGCAAGGGAGAUGAGAGAGAGAAAUAGUUUCGACUUUAUCUUUAGGUCUUCAAAUUCCCGCUAAAAGAACAGUUAGAUUGACAGGCUGUUUUUAGGCUAGCUGAAACUUUUCAAAUAGCUUGGUGAAGUCAGUUUAGGUGAACAUUUACUUCGAGUUCAACUCCUGUCAACAGUCAGUUUGGAUUACUUUAAAUAUACUGUAUAUAUACAGUACUGGGCAAAUGUGAUAGGUACAUGUGAAAACUGGAAUUAUAAAAGUGUUUCUUUGUAAAAAAAAGUAAAAUACUAUUGAAAUACAAAAGUCUUUAGCAAAUUAGUGCUUAAAGUAAAUUAGUGAUUAAAACACUUACAAAGCUCUCCACAUGGUGGUCUAGUAUUAUUUAUAGUAAUAAUACUAGGUAAAUAUUUAUAGUAUUAUUGGAACUAUAUGAAAUUGAACAAAUCCAUGCAAUAAAGCACAAAAAAGAUUAAUCUAACAUUACAUUAAUGUUGCUGAUUGGAUCAUGACUAGAACCAAACUAGCUUAAAAAAAAAAUGCUUCCUGAUGAUAAAUUAUUGUCACAUUUGAUUCAAUACAUUGUUCCAAUGUGAUCUGGAGUUUUACAAGCAAACGUUUUAAUUAAUGUGCUUAGGUAUAAAAUACAGCUCUGGAAAAAAAAGAGACCAUUUAAGUUUCUGAAUCAGUUUCUCUGAUGUUGCUAUUUAUAGGUUUAUGAACGUUGUUGUUUUAUUUUAUGAACUACGGAAAACAUUUCUCCCAAAUUCCAAAUAAAAAUAUUGUCUUUUAGAGCAUUUAUUUGCAGAAAAUGAGAAAUGGCUGAAAUAAGUUUUAAGAGUUCAGAAAUUAAUAUUUGGUGGAAUGACCCUGGUUUUAAAUCACAGUUUUCAUGAAUUUUGGCAUGUUCUCCUCCACCAGUCUUACACACUGCUUUUGUAUAACUUUGUGCUACUCCUGGUGCAAAAAUACAAGCAGUUCAGCUUGGUUUGAUGGCUUGUGAUUAUCCAUCUUCCUUUUGAUUAUAUUGCAGAGCUUUUCAAUUUGGUAAAAUCAAAGAAACUUUAAAGUGGUUUCUUGUUUUUUUCAGAGCUGUAUUUGCACAGUACUGUAUAUAAUGUAUAAAAUGGAUACUGAACCUGUAGGAUGUAUUAAGCCUUGUUUUUCAAAAGGUUAUGUUUGCGGUAAGUUUAGGCAGCACAAAGUACACUGUUAAUUCCUAACAGUAAAGAAGCAAGACAGUUGUAAAUGGCUUGUGAAUGGCUGUAAAAUUAUUAUUUUUACAUUUUCAGCAGUUGGAGGGAAACGCUACACCCGUCACAGUACAUAGAGAUUUGCUCUUUUCAACCCGAAUGAAAAUUAAGUUUAUUUCUUUAAAAAAAAAAAAGUAGAAAACAAAGUCACUGAAGCCCGGGCUCAUUACUCUCCAGUCAGAGCUGGACGUCAGCACCGAGCUCACGCCAGCUGAAAUAAAUUGCAGAGAGCAGUGGGUGACUUUUAGAGAAGCGAUUAAGAAACAGAGCAUGCAAAUGUUAGUCUGAGCAGAGUCUGACUUGUAUUACAGAGCACACACUUCCCCUUAGCCCUGCUGUACAUAGAGAUUUUACACUGCAGGACGAGCUGCACUCUAUUUAUUUGAGUGUUUAUUUCUAACACUUACAAAACAUUACAUGAUAUCCACUCAAAUUUGUCUUUAAAUGCAUUUACUUUCAACAGUAAAUGUGUUGAUGCUAUUCAUGUGGAAGUGACAGCAGUAAAUUCAGUGCAGCACUCUGAUCAGUGUAUUCAGCAUCCCUUCAAAUUCCACUUGUUUAUAUAGCUGUUGGAUACAUGUGGAUAAGUGUGUGUUUUUUAAGAAUCCUGUUUCUUUGCCCGCUUUUCCUAUUCAUUGUAGCAAAUGUACAAAAUGUAUCAUAAAAGACUCAGAUUUCUGUAGCCAUUGGCUUCGUUUUUCAUACAAAAACUGACUAGCUCCAUAGAAUUACUAUUAGGGUGAACAUUAAACUCAACUGAAGCUCAUAGAAUGAACAUAUAGCUUUUACUAUAACACUCUGUCUGAUAUAAUUCCCACCCUCAAUUGUAAAAGAAAUACUGUUUAGUAAAUGACAACAUUUAAAAAUAUGCAGAUUUAGGCAAAUAUUUGCACUUUUAGAUGCUCUUUUUUAUUUUCCUUAUUAAAAAAGAAUAUAUGAGGAGAGAACCAAAUAGCUGUGAUGAGACCUGAUUCAAAGCUAAACUGGAGUUUUGCACAUGUCAAACACAGCAUAUCUAUUACAUAUCCAGCGGUUAAUAAAACAUACUUUUUAUCUUUUUAAGAGACACAACUGGAUUUAACUAUAAAUAAAUCUGGCAACAUUGUUUUGCUUUACUACUUAUAAAAUGUAAUUACAAAUGACAAAACAGUGACAUAGUUACAUAAUGAAAGCAUUUAUAGUCAUAUUCAAGAGCUUGGUACCCCUGUACAUGUUGUGUUGAUUUUUUACAUGGAAAAAUAAGUUUUAAUUUUCUUUAAUCACAAAUAAAGUUCAUUGAGGGUUCUUUAGAGAAGGCAAUAGUUCUACGGUUAGAGUUUUCUUCAAAUACAAAUUGAGCCUUUAAAAAAAAACUUUUCAGUAAUAUAUAUACUGUAGACCUUUUUUUUUUCUUAGUGUCUUCCUAAACAAAAAUGUAUUUAAAGGUUAUUUAGUAAAGGUAACAACAACAAAAGCCAUAACAAUUCAAAGACCCAUGUGUAUGAUUUAGUGGUAAGGUGGUCAAAAUCUAUUGUAUAAAUAAUUUAAUGGUAAUUUAAUGGUUUUAUAUAGCUCGAAAAAGAGUUCCACCGAUAAAGAACCAUGUUUUUGAGCUUGACAGACAUAUAGUAUAUAUAUAAAAAAUAAAUAAAUGCUUUUCUUAUAUGAUAAAAUAAAAUUGUGCCCUAAAAUGUAACAAAAGAAUAUUUUAGAAUAGUUUUUUUGUGUUUACAGAGGACAUAACUUAUUUACAAUAAGAAAAUCAACAUACGACUAUAGAUUAAGCAUUCUGUAAGGAAAUGCUUUUAAUGAUUUUUCAUAAAAAUGACAAAAAUCUAAUUCAAACCGUAAGAAAACUAAAGUGGAAUAAACUGAAAGUUGGAAAUCUGCACUUUCCUCACAGUUACUCUCCUUGUUUUUAGUGAACUCAGAGUCAGAAAUCAUUGCUAAUAGAAUCAGAGCAUACUUUUGUCACUGCUGGUGGUAACCGAGGUACAGGAUCCACCCCCCACAGAGUCCUGAGCUGACACAGACUGCCCCAGUGAUGGUCAGACCUGAGGGAGGGAGUGUGUGUCUGUGUGUGUGUGUGUCUGUGUGUGUGUGUGUUUUCCAGUGAUGUCACCCAGACAGCUCUGGGCCCCUGAGGCAGAUUCCCAUGUCCUUAUUCUUUCCCAGUGAGACCGAGUUCACAGCACUGAGUGAGCGGGCGAGAGACAGAGCCAGAGGUGGAGAAAAAGAAACAGAGAGAGAGAGAGAGACAGCUAAGGCACUGUAACAGUUAGACAGGCAAGAAUCAUCUCCUAUCUCUGCUCAUUCAAUACGUGUUGAGGUUAAUUACACCUAGCUGUGUAAUCUUAUCCAAUAUCUGUCCGAUAUCCAUAUCUGACAUGUUCAAUAUAGUUUGGUUCAGAUGUAUUCUCAGCCUGAGCAGAUUGUUUAAAAAAAAGGGUAUUUAUAUUAGGGCUGCACAAUAUAUCAUUUAAGCAUCAUCAUUGUGAUAUGCGCAUGUGCAAUAUUCACAUCACAGGAUUGCGAUGUCACCUAAGGCAAUUAAAUCAAACACGUCAUGUUGCAAUGUUUUGAUUCUUGACACAGGAAUUAGAUACACAGCGUUGUCUCUGUGUCUGUGUAAGUGACAGGCUGCUGCUGCCUGAGAAGCACAAGGAGGAGGGGAUGCGCGAGGGAGGGGGAGCGCAAGGGGUAAACAAGAGCAUGGCCUCCAUCCACAAGGUUGGGCACGUGCUUGUAAACACACGUGUUAAAAGCUGUGCACCUCAGUCCAGCACAGUUUUGCACAGAUAUUUCCAGUUACAGCUGAAUUCACGCUUUACAUCCCAGAAAAACGCUCUUAUUUACCUUUUAAAAAGCCAUUUAAAUGCCUAAUUAAAGGGCCGAUAACUGUUGUUUUGCUGUUUUUCUUGGGUUUUGAGUACUCAGCGCUGACUCAGCUCUUGAUUGGUCUAGAUGCGAGACAGCGCUUGGGUGGAGGGCGGGGCUGUUGACGUCAUAGACCCUGCAGUGUUUAAUAUCGCAAUAUAUAUCGUCGAAAAAAGAACAUUUGCAAUAUAAAAUUUUUCCAAUAUCGUGCAGCCCUAAAUCAUAUAAUUUUCUUAUUGUUGCACUAAAUUUAGUAGUUAAAGCAAGGCGAUAUAUAUAAAAGAGUGCAAACUCUUACACCAAAGGUAAUUUAAAAUAAAAUAUAUACAUAAAACUCAACACUUUAAACCUAUCCCAACCUGGCUUGUUUAUUAAAUGUCGUCUUUGGACAUGAAUAGGCUACAUUUAAAAUAUCGUAAAACUCUAAACUCUAAAAUUUAGAGUGAGGGUUGUUAUGAAAUGGCUCAUUGUAUAGAGACUUGCCAAUUUAGACUUGUUUACAGUGGUGGGGAUCUGAAACAGGGGUUGCCAUGUAACACAAAAAUAUAUAGUAAAUAGAUUUUGUCCUCGGAAUAAAAUUGUAUCCCACCACAAUAAAUGUUAAAAUAUAAGUCUUAUAAAUAACUAAAUAAAUAUUCUCAAAACUGUGGCAAAACAGUGUCUCAGGUAUCAGGCCUGAGUUUUUGAAAGGGAUUUUUUUUAUUUAAGUCUGGUUCCAUUAUUAAGCACUAUAUACAUUACUGAUUCUGUAAGUCUCUAUAGAAUGGAACACCUUACCCACUCUGAAUGACUCUACUGAUGCUUGAACAAUUUAAAAAAACAUGGAAGUUCCCAAUUUGCCUCAUCGUGCAAGUUUAGAAUAAAUAUAAGUAGAAUAGAAAUAAAAGUAUAUAUAUAAAUAUAUAUAUAUAUAUAUAUAUAUAUAUAUAUAUAUAUAUAUAUAUAUAUAUAUAUAUAUAUAUAUUUAUUCAUAAAAAAAUGCCCCCUAUGAGACUAUUUGUAUUACUCUUCUGUCUGUCAUCUGGUCCAAUAAGGAAUCAUACAUUACUGUAUAUUAGGAAUCUGCUUUUAUAUUCUGCCCUCAAACACCACACUGAACUCAUUUUCUAUUCAUAUAUUCACUUCAGCACUGUCACUGUCACACAUUUCUUCAAGUGUACAUACAAAUGAAAAAAGUCAUUGAUUCAACAGGCGUGAUUAAUUGUGCAUCAACACAAUUACGUGACUCUGUUUACCUCCUCUUCACAGUAAUUGUGUUGAUGUGCUGUACUUUAUUGAUGUGCAAAAUUAUGUGCACAUUUAAAUCAAUAUAUUCAGCACAUUAAUGCUUUCCAGUGCAGGGAAACUCAAUGCUGUUUAUUCCCGAUUAGUCACCCCCGUAACUUUAUACCCACUUAUAUCUAAUCUCUGAAGAGCUGGUGUGUAUUACAUUAUAUUUCCAGUGUUUUUUUUUUUUUUUAAAUGAACCAAAAUAGCACACUGAGCACACAAAGCCAAUAAAAUAAUGCAACCUAAACAAAAUAAGAAUAUAUAUUUUGACUUCUUCCUCUUUGGUCCUCCUCAUUUCUUGGGUGUACAAAAGCUUGUUUAUAUCUAUAUAUAAAUAAUAUAAAUAUGAACGGUUGUAAAGUAUUGUUUGUCUUAAUGCACUAUCAGGCAGUAGCACUUUCUGCCCAUAUGUAAUUCUCCCUAAACUGAUGAUGGGUUCUUUUGGUGUACAUCUUUCUUUUUUUUAUUUUUUAUUUUCUAAUUUCUUUGGAGUCCCCCCACUCUUCCCUAAUUCUGCUCUUCUUUUCCCAAAUGCAAGCUCCCAGUUCUUUGCUGUUGUGUGUUGUACAAUAAAUUGAGGUGCAAAGAAAAAAAAUACAACAUUUACUAAUGUAACCGUAAUAUCGGCCCAACUCGAUGAUGCAAAGUCAGUACGUUUUUAUGUGGAGGAAAACUGCUUUUGAGGACACGUAAUGUGCAUAAUGCUGUUUUAAGUCUAUGCUAAACAUGUUACACUAAUGCUGACUUGUACUGUAUGUUGAAUUUGUUAACACAAUGAACGUGCAAAUAAAAGGAAAAAUUGACCCACUA
Astyanax mexicanus (Mexican tetra) is the source of this 10053-nucleotide messenger RNA. It is a transcript of the gene syt11a, whose product is annotated as synaptotagmin XIa. The record is from RefSeq and is a predicted model, not a curated record. Gene Ontology annotation, biological process: regulation of calcium ion-dependent exocytosis; regulation of dopamine secretion; calcium-ion regulated exocytosis. The coding region runs from base 259 to 1608 and encodes 449 amino acids. Gene Ontology annotation, molecular function: calcium-dependent phospholipid binding; phosphatidylserine binding; calcium ion binding. Gene Ontology annotation, cellular component: membrane; axon; synapse. Lineage: Eukaryota; Metazoa; Chordata; Actinopteri; Characiformes; Acestrorhamphidae. The transcript is spliced from 4 exons.